GUGUGGUUUCGUGUCGUCCUCCUGUUUUGUCUCGGAGCAGAGGAAAGAUGCUGGUAUAAAGAAACUGCACACAUGGAUGGAUGGAUAUGAAUAAUUUGGACGUAAACUAUGGAUAGGCCUGUGUUUGGGUUUAAGGAGCACCACUAUGCUUUUACUGGUGUUAACGUUGAUGGUUCCCACAGUCACAAACGCUCUGGAGGUCAUUGGAGGAAGAACGACAACGGUGCAGGGAGGAGCAGCUGUCCUCCACUGUAAACUCAUUGGUACCACAGAGACCCUCACACAGAUUUCAUGGCAGAGAUUGACCAGAGGAAAACCUCGGACGGACAAUUUCUAUACAAUCUCGUCCCAUUAUGGACCAUGCUCUGUCAAUGGCCGUGAUGAUCGGUUUAGGUUCAUUGGGAGUUUUACAGAUAAAAAUGGUACUCUCCAGUUAUCGAAUGUCACACUGAUGGAUGAAGGCAACUACACAUGUGUGUUCACUUUGUUCCCCAGCGGGAUCCAUGAGACAGCGAUACCUCUUAUAGUUCCUGUGCCUCCGGUCACAAGCCUGAAGGAUGCUCAUCCUGCUUUGGGUAACGACGAGGUCCCUCUUAUUACCUGCACGGCUGCUGGUUCCAAACCUCCUGCAGAGGUGAGGUGGCUCACUGGUACUCUGGGAGAGAAAGUGAGGCCGUCAACCAACUCCAGCCUUCAUGCUAACGGUACGACUACCACAGUCAGCUGGCUGUUUGGAGUGCCUACCAGAGAACUCAACGAUCGUUCAGUCCAGUGUGUCAUCACCAGUCCUGCUCUAGAGAGAGAAGAAACCCUGACCUCCACCAUACAUAUCCACUCUCCUCCUCUGGAAGUGAAUAUCACUGAAAGGUCGGCACACUCCUUUGAAUGUCUCACAGAGGCAUAUCCAGCUGCGA
Messenger RNA from Labrus bergylta (ballan wrasse), 914 nucleotides. The record is from RefSeq and is a predicted model, not a curated record. Lineage: Eukaryota; Metazoa; Chordata; Actinopteri; Labriformes; Labridae.